ACAAAAAUACAACACAUGGCAUUCACUCUUGCAUAGGAGAGAUAUCAACGCUUGUUAUAGGUCCAUAAAUGGUUGUGAAAGCUUUCGUUUAUAAUAUUAGUCAAACGAUAAUGGUGUUUUGACAGUUGGAAAGAGGAGAGCAAUACGCCUGUGACGAUGACUGAGAGUGAGAGAGGUGAAUACCACCAGGUGAAGAUGAAGGCAGGCUUGGACACCAGUUUGAGAAAGGAUGUACUGUACCUUAACAAGGGUACUGAUGACCAAAUGGAAAUCACUGGUUACAGACCGAACAGGAUGAAGAGGUGGGGGAUGUACGUGGGGUACCUGUUGACGGCUGGCAUACUGCCCCUAGUGAUGUACUGGUGUCCACAGUGGUACAUUAAAUGUACGCACACCAAGACCAAGCUGGCCGACGCUACCAAAGUACUACUCAAGGAUCAAUAUGAGCAGUGGUUUGUUGCUGAAAUCAUUCUGGUUACCAAAGAUGGCACAAGAGUCAAAAUAAUCCGUCCCACUCCCACUUUUUCCUUCUCCAAGAGACGUCGAAAAGCCACGGCUGGUUUUGUUUAUCAAGGACAAGGGCCUGAUGAAAAUCUGAUGAGAUAUUUCACUGUGAAGAAAGUCAAGUACUGCUGGAAUAACGAAACUCAAGAGUUUGAGAAACUCAAAGGUCUGGAGGAUGAUAUGAGCUGUUCACAGUUCCACAGGUUGCAGGGUCUGUCUGUAGCAGAACAAUGUCGCAGACGAGUUACUUAUGGUGCUAAUUCCAUUGCUGUUCAUGUCAAACCUAUUCUGUACCUUUUGUUCAAAGAGGCUUUAUCACCGUUCUAUGUGUUCCAAGCUUUCAGUGCCUCGGUCUGGUUUUCCGAUGAGUAUGAAAUCUAUGCCUCCUGUAUUGUCUUCCUCUCAAGUCUCUCGAUCAUUGUCUCCAUUUACCAAACCCGAAAAAUGCAAAGGGCUCUCAGAAACACAAUCCAGUCAUCUACACUAGUCAGUGUUUGCAGGGAGAACGAUGAGUUUGUUGAGAUUCACUCUGAUGAUCUCGUUCCGGGUGACAUCAUCGAGAUACCAAGACGAGGCUGUGUCAUGCAGUGUGACGCUGUGCUGUUAACAGGGAACUGUAUCGUGAACGAGAGCAUGCUCACUGGGGAGAGUGUACCAAUUACAAAGACCCCUUUGCCUAACCCUGCAGGACCCACAACUAACCAAUCAGAUCACUCCGAUAUGAAGUUCAACAUGAAGGACCAUGCCAAACAUGUCUUAUUUUGCGGCACCGAGGUCAUUCAAACUCGUUUCUAUGGAAACCAAAAGGUCAAGGCUGUUGUCAUCAGAACAGGGUUUUCCACCUCCAAAGGAGAGCUAGUCAGAUCCAUCAUGUACCCAAAGCCGGCAGAUUUUAAGUUUGAGAGAGACACCUACAUUUUUGUCGGUGUUUUAGCCAUCAUUGCUGGAAUGGGAUUCAUCUAUACCAUCGUAUUGGAGGUCCAUAAUGGAGAAGACGUUUCAGACAUCAUCCUGCAUGCACUGGACAUCAUUACCAUUGCUGUACCCCCUGCCCUGCCUGCAGCGCUGACUGUGGGGAUCGUGUUCGCUCAGCGGCGACUCAAGAACCACGAGAUCUACUGUAUCAGUCCCCGCAGCAUCAAUGUGUGUGGAGGAAUCAAUGCCGUCUGCUUUGAUAAGACAGGGACUUUGACAGAAGACGGCCUUAUGAUGCAAGGAGUCAUUCCAACUAGCAACAUCAGUUUCUGUGAGGAAGUGUUGGACCCUAGUCUGUUACAACCUAGUCCCCUACUGGUGGGAAUGGCCACCUGUCACUCUCUGACCAUCAUAGACAAUAGCAUUGCCGGGGACCCUCUAGACGUCAUCAUGUUCAACAGCCUUGGCUGGAUGUUGGAGGAGCCGGGAGAGGAAGGCAGCAGGUUCGACAUGAUGGUCCCUACCGUGGUGUACCCAGGGUCGUCCUCACCCCUCAGGUCCAAGGAUGAACUUCAGUAUGGAGUAAUCAGGCAGUUUACAUUUUCCUCUGGACUUCAAAGAAUGUCUGUGGUAUCCAGAAAGUUAAACGGACAGAACUUUGAACUGUACACAAAAGGUGCCCCAGAAAUGAUAGCCUCCCUCUGCAAGCCGGAAACUGUUCCUCCAGAUUUCCAGGAAAAGCUGAUGUCCUUUACCAAACAUGGUUACAGGGUGAUUGCAAUGGCGUGGAAGGAAUUGCCUCCUAAAAUCAAUUAUGUCAAAGUUCAAAGAAUACCAAGGGAGCAGGUGGAGAAGAACCUUAACUUUGUGGGUCUGAUUGUGAUGGAGAACAAACUGAAGCCAGAGACCACGCCCGUAAUUAAGGAGCUGAGGGAGGCCAACAUCAGGUGUAUCAUGGUCACAGGUGACAAUCUAUUGACUGCUAUAAGUGUUGCCCGGGAGUGUCGCAUGGUAGACGCCGCAGACCAGAUCAUACUAGUGGAGGCUGCUGUUGCCAAGGACAACAAGCCCGCUCUGAACUUUGUGUACGCAGACGACAAGACAAAACCGGUGGAGGAGGUGAAAGGGGGUGGAUCCGGAAGUUUGAUCCAGAUUGAGGAGUUGGACCAGGUGUUCCACUUUGCUGUUGAGGGAAAGUCCUGGUCCGUACUGCAGCAACACUAUCCCGAGAUCUUAGACAAGAUUGCUGUUAAAGGAACUGUAUUUGCUAGAAUGUCUCCCGAGCAAAAAGGUCAACUUGUUGAAUUACUGCAGAAUCUUGGGUACUAUGUUGGUAUGUGUGGAGAUGGGGCCAAUGACUGUGGGGCCCUCAAGAUGGCCCACGCCGGGAUCUCACUGUCCGAGGCUGAGGCGUCAGUUGCCUCUCCUUUCACCUCCAAAGUCCCCAACAUUGAGUGUGUCCCCAAUGUAAUCAGACAAGGGAGAGCUGCUUUGGUGACUUCAUAUGGUAUAUUCAAGUACAUGGCCUGUUACAGCUUGACCCAAUUUGUGUCUGUGUCCAUUUUAUACUAUAUAUCAGCAAGCUUGACAGAUCCAGAAUUCCUGUACAUUGACUUGUUCCUCUUGUCAACUCUCAGUAUUACAUUUGGAAGAACUCAUCCGUAUCCAGAGCUGGCCAAGGAGCCCCCUCCUAUCAGCCUGACUAACAUCUUCCCCAUCAUGUCCCUGGUGCUACAGAUGAUCAUCCAGGCGGCGGCACAGACCUUCUGCUUCCUCCACAUCAAAGCCCAGCCGUGGUUUGAGCCUUUUGAGGAGAACCCUGAUGAUGACUACUGGAGCUAUGAGAACACCGCUGUUUUCUCCAUCUCCACCUAUCAGUACAUCAUUUUGGCCGUCACUUUUGCCAAAGGAUAUCCGUAUCGGAAAAACAUGUUUACCAAUUAUUGGUUUCUAGCAAAUGUGAUUGUUUGCUUUUUAACAACUGUCUGGGUCACAAUUUACCCCGAACCUGAAGGAUUUAAAAACCUCAUGGAGCUUCGUCCGCCGGAACAGGUCAGCUAUCGCCUGCUGUAUCUAGGGAUCGCUGCUGCCAACUUCUUACUGUCCGUGCUGAUUGAGACAUACCUGCUUGACAAUCCAUAUUUACGAAGGAAAUUUUCACGAUUUAUUGACCAUUGUUUCCACCACACAGAAGUGAAGUAUAAAACAAUUGAAAGAGAAAUAACUGAGAAUCCAGACUGGCCACCAAUAGAAUCAUCACCAGGAGGCAUGGCUAAUGGGUACACGCGGUUAGUCAGCAUCAGUUCAAACCACGAUGGUAGUCUUUACUGUCUCUCCGAUUCCGAAUCAGAUGUCAAGAGCCUCGUUUCCGUAUCAUCUAGCAAGAUACCACCACCCAACCAACAACUAACAAACGUGGGUAAAUUCUCGGUGAAUCAAGGAUCUCUACCCUGCAUCGCUAAUGGUGAACCUAAUGACGCACCAGGCCCCGUUAAGAUUAGUCAGAAGGUGAGGACACUCAGUGAAUCGGAUGCCAACGGGAAGCUAGGUUUUGUUCCAGGGAACGACGACAGUAUUCUGUCUGAUGAAAUCACUUCUCUCGCUCAUGCAAGAUCCAGAGACCAAAUGUCUAACAGUUCUAAUGCAAUUCCUCUCCUUGAUCCACCCCCGGACAGGAAAAAGGUGUUGGAUCCCAAAAACUCUUAGGGAAAAAAAAUACCUGUAUGUUCACAGAUUCUUCAUACUAUUAAGUUAUUUGAAAGUAGAAUGUAAUUAGUAUAAUUUAUACAUGUAUAUGAUAGUAAAAAAAAAUGUAUUUAGUAUUUUUACAAAUUUUUAGAAAAUAGAAAUUUAGAACAAUCUAUGCCCAUGAAAAUCUAGAAAUGCUUAAAAUGUAAUGUUUUUAUCUGUACAACAAGUCCUAUUUCCAGGACCAGUCAAGAAAGUGUUGUCUUUAUAUCUACUAUGCAAUCCACUAUGAUUCUGAUUUCAGGUCAGGGGAAACUUCAAAUUCACUUGUCAGUUUUGUUUCUUUCAAAAAUCAAACUUUACAUACCUUGUCCUUGACCUACCCACAGAUAGGGAUCCAAGGUCAAUGUCAUUCUAGAAUUGAAUUGGACUGUCAUUUAUACAGUUAAUGAUAUACAUAAUAUGUAGAUAUUUGAAUUGGGUAUUGAGUAUUCUCUCCCUAUCUUGCUGUUGUGCACAUUUUCAAUCUCAAAGUCAAUUUUUACCAAAAAAAAUCACUUGUCAAAAUCUAUUGUACUUUACCAAAGAAACUGGUGAUACAGUUCUUCUGUAUUCAUCAAAUUAUAUUUUUGUAGACUUUGUUGUGUCACAGAUUCAAAUUAAUAUGAUCUCAAUUUUGCCUUUUUAAACAAAGUAUUCUUUGUUGAUCGUAGCUUUUAGUUCACUUCAAGAGCCAAACAUACCAUUCUUCCCAUGAUGGAGUUUACAUGCAGCAUUAUGUUUUUAAAAAAUCACUAUAUUCUGUCCCAAGAUAUUUAUGCAGCACAUUUUCUUCAAUCAUUCAAUAUUUAAAAUACCUCAGGGUUCAAACGAUGUUCAUCAGUAGUAUGAAAAAGUCUCAAGAUUUCUCCUUUGAAAUGCCCCCACUAUCUUGUCAGGUUUCAAUACACGGUCUACACAAAGUUUACGGGAUUUUGCAUUGCAACAGACAUAAGUACCCGGAUGAUAAGGUUGAAAAAUUGUAUGAGGUAUUCAGAGUGACUUCCGAUUGGAUAAAAGAUUUAAACUUUUCCUGUUAUAAAUCUCUGUAAGAAAUCUGUUUUCAUUCUUGUGAAUUUUUAAGAGUGAAAAAUGAAAAUGUGUCAAUUAAUGAACAUGAUGAAGAUAUAUUAGAUAUAUUCCUUUUUAACGAUUUCAGUUGCAUUUCUUUCAUACGUAUGUAUGUGCAUUUUUAUUAAAAAUCGUCCAAAUCUGCUGCAUAGAUAUCUUGGGGCAGACUAUAGAUUAAAAUGAUACUUGUGGUGCUGUUUUUGAUAGAAUUUACAUACCAUGUACGUUUUUCCCAAUAUUUCAUAAUUUUUUUCACUGAAAGAUAAUUUUUUAGAAUCUGUUCGGACUAAAUUAGGCUUUUUUGGUAGAACAUGUAUAUUUAUAUUUUGAAAUUCAUUCUUUGUUGUUUAGUAGUAGAGCAGUAGUUGUUUGGCUGUAAAUUUAAUUGUUUACAUGUAAACUAUUGUGUAUGCCUAUUUUUACUUAUUGCUUGACCAUCUCUAUUUGAGAGGUGAAAAAUAAAAUUUCUAUUCUGAUCUUGAUGUUGUGAAAAGAUGACUACAUAUAUGGUAAUUAAAUUAUUCAACGUAUUAAGAAUAUUGAGAUACUAAAUAUGAAAUGUAAUAAUUAUUUUUUUAACUAAACAUGUAGUAAACAGUAUUCAUUGUGUUUUCUCAGAUUAUGAAAUGCCAAAAUUAUACUGUAUACAGGGUUAUUAUCACCCCAUAUAAUUUUCGACUUUCUACACUUGCAAACAGUUUCUCUUUGUCUUGAAUUCGCUCAUACACAGUCAUGUUUUAAGAGAGAUAAUUUGAGACAUUGGAAUUUGCCCAGCCUUAAUUCGCUCGCUGAUAACAAAGGCGAAAGGGGCAAAAAUAAAACGGGGGCGAAUAUUUCCUUAUAUACAGUACAUGUAUAUCAUUAAGAAAUUGUUUACAUGUAGAAAUGUAGGAAUAUUAUUGAUAGGAGGAUAAAAUCCUGCCUUGUAAGAUAAAUUGUGUAUAUGUAGAAAUGUAGGAAUAUUAUAUAAAAUAGAAGGAUGAAAUCCUGUCUUGUAAGAUAAAUAGGGAAGUCUUUAUUUACUCACUAUUGUAAUAAACGAUCUGAUGGUUUUCACUUUUGUGUUCAAAAGUUUUCAUCGAUUGUUUUAUGUACACCCAGCCUUUUAUAACACUGUAAAUGUUGCCUUCAGUUGGUAUCUGCACUAUUUAUAUGAUUAUUAUUUCUAUAAUUUGCUAUUUACAUUGUAUGCAUUUUUGUUAUAUGAUAUUUUAUUAAGGCAUCCACCAUUUCUGAUAACAUAGAUAUUUGUACGAUUGUAAUGCAAGUGGUCAAACUAAAUCUACACCAAUUAAUUCAAACUUCGGUAUUAAUUUACAAACCAAUAUUUUGGUUUUGUAUAAUUUUUAUUUUUAAUUACUAGUAAUUUGUUGUUUUUUUUUUAUCUCAAACUCUCAGUUAUAUUGAUAAAUUCGGUUUAUUUUUGUUUCACUCAGACUCAAAAAAAUAAACGCUCAAAUUUGAUUUAGGAUCAGAAUUUAGAAUUAGUGUUGAUCUGUUUUACACUACAUGUACUAGUAUAUGCACAUGUAGAUAGAUGGUAGGCAAAACAAGACAAGUCUUAAGACUUCAGCCUGAUUUUCUUGUUCAUGAUUUAUCAGUGUCUGAUCCAAUGUUUACAUUUUAUAGUCUUUUUUAUUUUACCAGGUAUUAGUUUAGUUUCAUACCCCUGUACUUACAUAGUUCACUGUUGAUCUUAAGGCUGGUCAAACCAGCCCAUUGUUGUGUUUGCUUUUAUCACUGCCUGCAUUCUCCUUUUUAGCUCACCUGAGCUGAAAGCUCAAGUUAGCUUUUCUUAUCAUUUUUUGUCCGGCGUCCGUCUGUCUGUCCGUCCAUCUGUCCGUCUGUCUGUAAACUUUUUACAUUUUCGACUUCUUCUCCUGAACCACUUGGCCAAUUUCAACCAAACUUGGCACAAAGCAUCAUUGGGUAAAGGGGAUUCAAGUUUGUUAAAAUAAAGGGACACACCCUUUUAAGGGGAAAUAAUUAGGAUUUAUUGAAAAUUUGGUGAUAUAUUUCAAAAAUCUUCUUCUCAAAAACCAUUUGGUCAGAAAAGCUGAUACUUGUGUGGAAGCAUCCUCAGAUAGUGUAGAUUCAAGUUUGUUCAAAUCAUGGUCCCCGGGGGUAAGGUGGGGCCACAAUGGGGUCGAAGUUUUACAUAGAGGAGUAUUUAGAAUUAAUCUUUAAAAUCUUCUUCUCAAAAACCAUUUGGCCAGAAAAGCUGAUACUUGUGUGGAAGCAUCCUUAGAUAGUGUAGAUUCAAGUUUGUUCCAAUCAUGGUCCCCGUGGGUAAGGUUGGGCCACAAUGGGGGGGGGGGGUGGUCUAAGUUUAACAUAGGAGUAUAUAGAGUUAAUAUUUAAAAAUCUUCUUCUCAAAAUCCAUUCGGCCAGAAAAGCUGAUACUUGUGUGGAAGCAUUCUCAGAUUGUAAAGAUUCAAGUUUGUUCAAAUCAUGAUCCCCAGGGGUAAGAUGGGGCCAGAAUGGGGGGUCGAAGUUUUACAUAGGAGUAUAUAGAGUUAUACUUUCAAAAUAUAUAUCUCAAAAACUAUUUGGCCAGAAAAGCUGAUACUUGUGUGGAAGCAUCCUCAGAUAGUGUAGAUUCAAGUUUGUUCCAAUCAUGGUCCCCAGGGGUAAGGUGGGGCCACAAUGGGGGGGUGGAAGUUUUACAUAGGAGUAAAUAGAGUUAAUCUUUAAAAAAAUUUAUUCUCAAAAACCAUUUGGCCAUUCUUGGGCUGACACAAGUUUGAUGUAGGUUUAUAUCUUAUUUGAUUUAGAUGUUCUUGAGAACUGUAAUGCUCAAUAUGUGAAAUGACUAUACUCUGACAAAAAGGGAUCAAUGAUAAACAGAAUAUCCUGGGAAAAAAUUGAAUUUUUGAUAUACAGGAUCUGUUAGACUACAUUGUCCAUAUAUUUUUUUGGUAUAUUACUCCGUAAAGCUGAUUUUAUAAUGGCUAUUGUUGCUCAGGUGAGCAAUGUGGCCCUUGGGCCUCUUGUUUUAAACUGAUAGUUUUUGUUGGAUUAUUUGUGUGCGAGUGUGUAAUGUAUCAUAUAUAGAGUAUACCGGUAAAUUAGAGAAGUCCGUGCAUUUGUGAAACAGAUAUGCUCACUGGUUACCAUGGAAGCAUUUAAUUUAAUGGGGGCCAAUUUUCUGGUAUUGUGAGUUUUUUGCUAAUUUGUGGGGAUGUAAUUCAAUGGAUGCAUCAGUUUUCAGUCUCAGCAGGAAAAAUAAAUCUUUUAUAAUUAGUUUUCGUAAUGGUUGUAAAUUCAUGGGUGAGGGCUACCAACGAAUACCAUGAAAAUUGAGCCACCGUGAAUUUUAAUGAUUUCACAGUACUUUCUCAUUGUUGAAUCUUAGUUAUUUCUGUGCUCCUCGUUUAUACUGUUUUCUUGUGUUAAAAGAAUUUCUGUCUAGAAGAGGUGAUGGUACAACAUUGUCAAACCUUAUUAAUUAACUAGUAUUUAAAUUAUUCAGUUAUACAAUUACACGCUUUGUAUCUGUUAUAUCAAUUACUCCAUCACUGUGAUUAAAAAAAAGAAAUCUCAUUUUCUGUAAGAAUGUAUAUAAUAUAUUGAAGCACAGGGGCAUCUUAUCUGCUCUGCUCUCUAUGACAUAUAAUUUAUAUAUACAUGUAAUUAUAUGACAAAGAGAGCAGAGUAAAAAGAUGCCCCUGUUGUUGGAGUGGGUAUUUCCUUUUAGGUGAGCAGCAUUAUUACAUGUUUACAUGUUCUGAGCACAUUGAAAUGCAAAUAAAAUAAAUUAAGUUCUGUUCUAAAUGCUGUGUUUGAUAAUAAAAUUUUUACUCAAUG
Messenger RNA from Magallana angulata, 9024 nucleotides. RefSeq names its product polyamine-transporting ATPase 13A3-like. The transcript is spliced from 29 exons. Gene Ontology annotation, biological process: intracellular calcium ion homeostasis; polyamine transmembrane transport. Gene Ontology annotation, molecular function: ATPase-coupled monoatomic cation transmembrane transporter activity; P-type ion transporter activity; polyamine transmembrane transporter activity. Bases 157 to 4125 code for a protein of 1322 amino acids. NCBI's taxonomy places the organism in Eukaryota, Metazoa, Mollusca, Bivalvia, Ostreida, Ostreidae. Gene Ontology annotation, cellular component: membrane. The record is from RefSeq and is a predicted model, not a curated record.